Molecule: messenger RNA, 1815 nt
Organism: Leptonychotes weddellii (Weddell seal)
Lineage: Eukaryota; Metazoa; Chordata; Mammalia; Carnivora; Phocidae
Source: RefSeq, a predicted model, not a curated record
AUGGGGCCGGGAGGCGGCGGGGGCCGCUCCCCCGUUUCCGGCGCUCCGGUUGUCGCUCAGACGUGGGGCCGAGCCCGGGACGAGCUGAGUUCCGCCCUAGGCUACUGUAGGGAACGGAGGUGGCGCCUCCCCCGCAAACCGGACCGACUGGAUCCGGCAGCCGCAGGGGAUGACGCGGGUGCCUCCAGGGCCCCGGCUCCGGGCGGGGAGGGCGAACCCCUCAGCCCGCACCGCGACGCCCGCCUGGGCAGCACCGAUAAGGAGCUGAAGGCAGGAGCCGCCGCCGCGGGCAGCUCCCCGACAGCGCUGGGGACGCCCUGGCAGCGGGAGCCGCGGGUCGAGGUUAUGGAUCCAGCGGGCGGCGCCAGGAGCCAGCUGCCCCGGCCCUGCCGCGUGCUGGUCCUGCUAAACCCGCGCGGAGGCAAGGGCAAGGCGCUGCAGCUCUUCCGCAGCCACGUGCAGCCCCUGCUGGCUCAGGCCGAGAUCUCCUUCACGCUGAUGCUCACUGAGCGACGGAACCACGCCCGGGAGCUGGUGCGGGUUGAGGAGCUGGGGCGCUGGGAUGCGCUGGUGGUCAUGUCUGGGGACGGGCUGAUGCAUGAGGUGGUGAACGGGCUCAUGGAGCGGCCAGACUGGGAGACCGCCAUCCGGAAGCCCCUGUGUAGCCUUCCAGCUGGCUCUGGCAACGCACUGGCAGCCUCUUUGAACCAUUAUGCCGGCUAUGAGCAGGUGACUAAUGAGGACCUCUUGACCAACUGCACCUUGCUGCUGUGCCGCCGGCUGCUGGCGCCCGUGAACCUGCUGUCACUGCAGACGGCCUCGGGGCUGCGCCUCUUCUCCGUGCUGAGCCUGGCUUGGGGCUUCAUUGCCGACGUGGAUCUGGAGAGUGAGAAGUUCCGGCGUCUCGGGCAGAUGCGCUUCACUCUGGGCACCUUCCUGCGCCUGGCGGCCCUGCGUGUCUACCAGGGCACGCUGGCCUACCUCCCCGCAGAAAGGGUGGCCUCCCAGGUGCCCGCGCCCCCCGCUGGGGAGCGGCAGGACCAGCAGGGGCCCGCGGACGCCCACCUCGUACCCCUGGAGGAGCCGGUGCCCCCGCACUGGACCGUGGUCCCGGAGCAGGACUUCGUGCUGGUGCUGGUGCUGCUGCACUCCCACCUGGGCAGUGAGAUGUUUGCGGCCCCCAUGGGCCGGCGUGCGGCCGGCACCAUGCACCUGUUCUACGUGCGGGCCGGCGUGUCCCGGGCCAUGCUGCUGCGCCUCUUCCUGGCCAUGGAGAAGGGGAGGCACAUGGACUAUGACUGUCCCUACUUGGUGUAUGUGCCUGUGCUUGCCUUCCGCCUGGAGCCCAAGGACGGGAAGGGUGUGUUUGCUGUGGAUGGCGAGCUGAUGGUCAGCGAGGCUGUGCAGGGCCAGGUGCACCCAGACUACGUCUGGAUGGCCGGUGGCUGCAUGGAGCCCCCACCCGGCCCGCAGCCUCAGCAGGGAGCACCUCCAGGAGAGCCCUUAUGACUCCGUGGGCCUUGCCGUGCCUUAGCCUACUUGGUCACCUCGGAGCUCAGGACCCUCCACAACCUCCCCCCGGGGCCUGGAGGGCCCGUCCACAGCUCAUGUGGUGGGGAGGAGGACCCCUGAAGACGGUGGGAAGGUGGACGCUGUGCUUUAGAAGGACAGUCUCUGCCUACCAAAGGCCAGAAUAAGGCUCUGGGCCAGGAGCCCAGCUGGUUGGGUCUCCCUGCCUGUGGAAGCCACUCCCAUUUUGUUUCUGGGAGCCCAACCCCAUGAAUCAAAUACAAAUAAAGUGACAUUCCCAGCCUA